Molecule: messenger RNA, 3063 nt
Organism: Gymnodraco acuticeps
Lineage: Eukaryota; Metazoa; Chordata; Actinopteri; Perciformes; Bathydraconidae
Exons: 2
Coding region: 448-2814 (788 amino acids)
Molecular function (GO): protein dimerization activity
Source: RefSeq, a predicted model, not a curated record
AUUAACACCAUUCACUGACCAAAUUCUGGUGAAAUAUGCAAGCUGCUGGUAGAUUUGCUUCACUCAUUGACAACGGUAAUCUAUUUGAACAUUAUAGCCACUUGACUUGGGCUGGUGAAUCAAUGAGACUACUAUGAUUGCUUAUACUGUCUUUUGUUUGAUUAGCUUAGACGUUAGGUUACCUUAUUAAUACUAAAAAUAAUAAAGGGUCCAUUAUUUGUCAACCUGCAACUAAAGUUACUGUCUGGUGGAAAUUAGCCUGUUACUGUCUUUAAGACUUUACUUGGUUUACAUACAUAAUAAUAACAUGGUGGUAACAUAAUAACGUAACAUACUAAUCAAUACUAAUCAUUUAUGUAGGCUGAAGAUGAUCCUGCUGCUGACACUGACAGAGUUAGUCAAGGCCAGGAUGUCAGUGCCACCCCAGUUGAUUAUUUCACCAGGCCGAUGUCAGGCACAUUAGACCUAUUCUUCCGUUUUCACCCCCAGCAGAAGGCAGACAAGGCUGUAGUGCAGAGGGCUUUUUUUUGCAAAGACGGCACAAACAGGAAAUGGCUAUCAUACAGUGAAGCCAGAGAAGUACUCUUCUGCUCCCUUUGUAUGGCUUUUGCUAAUCCUAGAGAUAGCAACUCCUUCAUCACUGGCAUGACCAACUUCACACACAUACAUCAGAGAGUCGAGGAGCAUGAGCAGAGCCAUGCUCACAGAGGUUGCGCUGAGGCAUAUUUCCUCAGAUUCUCAAAAAACACAAUUCAGGACCUUCUCAUGGGACCUCAGAUGUCACGUCACAGAGAGGAAGUCCGCAGGAAGCGUCAAGUGUUGGAGCGCAUCAUAGAUGUGUUGAAACCCAUUGGUCAAAGGGGUUUGAGCUACAGGGGCACGCAGGCGGAGGCAUUAUAUACACUAGAUGAUGACACCAUUGAUCAUGGUAACUUUUUAGAGAUGAUUGUUUUGCUGGGAAAAUAUGAUGUGUGUCUCAAGGAACACCUCACUCUCUGUAUAGAAAAGAGCAAGCAAAUACACCAGUCUGGUUUAAGACAAGGUAGAGGUUCCCUUGUCACUCUCCUAUCCAAAACAACCAUCAACUACAUCAUCACCACCAUCCAACGCCUAAUGAAGGCCACCAUCGCCACUGAAGUCCGGGAAUCUGGCAUGUAUUCUAUCCAGAUUGACACCACACAGGACAUCACAGCCCAAGAUCAGUGCUCUGUUGUCAUACGAUAUGUGACAGACAUUGUUCAUGAGCGACUUGUUGCUGUGAUUAAAUGUGAGGCAUCCACUGGGCAGUACUUUGCACAACUUGUUGUGAAUGAAGUACUGGAGACCAUGAAACUGGAUGUGAGGCAGUGUAUUGGAAAUUCCACCGAUGGGGCCUCCAAUAUGCAAGGCCAAUAUAAAGGCUUCUCUGCACUGCUCGCCAAAAUGUCCCCCACCCAUGUCCAUGUAUGGUGCUACGCACACGUCCUGAACCUCGUCCUGGCAGACACAACACAAUGUGUAUUGGCAAGUGGGUCUCUUUUUUUCCUGUUGAACAACAUCGCUGUCUUCAUCAGAGUGUCCUACCAGAGGAUGAACAUCUGGGAGAAGGAGAGCAAAGACCCAAGACACAGACGUCUCGCCCCGAUUGGAGAGACACGCUGGUGGUCCAAAGACGUUGCUGUGACUAAGGUAUUUGGCUCUUUUGGAAAGCCAGAUAAUGCCCUGUAUGUUGAUGUCCUUCAUACCCUCUCCGCCAUUCAACAUGGACAGACCAUCAACGCCACUGCACGGGUCAAUGCACGUGGAUACAUCACCCAGCUUCUGAGGUAUGAAACAAUACUUACAGCUCAGAUCUUCCUGAGAAUUUUCCAGGUCACCUCACCAGUCUCAAAAUACCUUCAGAAAAGUGGAAUGGACAUCCUGACAGCUCAUCGGAUGAUUGUGGCUGCAGAAACACAGCUGAAAGAUAUGACCAGAGACUUCGAGAAAGUCAAGACGGCGGCCGCCACAUUCGUCCAGUGGGCCAACAAUCAAACAGAGGAGCAGAGUGAGGAGACUGAGCUGGAGGUUGAGGCCGCUCUGCCACAGAAACGGGGUAGAAAGAAGAAAACCAUGCCUGGAGAGAUGUCCAAGGAUGAGGCUGUGACUGAUGCUGAAACAUCAUACAAGAUUGAUGUCCAUAAUCAAAUCAUGGACACAGUCACAGGAAGCAUGCACCAGCGCUUCCUCAAAAAUGGCACUUUGUAUGCUGAUUUGGCACUUCUGGACCCAAAAAGAUUCAGCCAGGUAACAUCUUAUGCCGGUGGUUUCCCAGAGGCAGCACUCCAAGAAUUAAGCAAGUGCUUGCUGCCAUUUGAUGACAGAGCAACGGUGGCCAAAUUACAGAGUGAGCUCAUCAGUCUGGCAGGACAGUGGAAUAGGUUGAAGACAUCUGUAUUUGAGGAAUACACAACCAAGACAACAGAGGCUGGGCCAGAGGAUGCUGAAUAUGAAGCGGAGAUGGUAUAUAAAAAGUGCUCAUCUUGCAAGGACUGCCCAUUGUGUUGCUACCGUAUCCUUAAGCAGUACAACCUCCUGACAGAUGCAUACCACAUCAUUGGCCUUGCAUACAGGUUCCUGCUUACCCUGUCUGUCACACAGGUAGCAUGCGAGCGAAGCUUUUCAACACUAAAAUUCAUCAAAAACAGGCUCAGGAGCUCGCUCUCUCAACAGAACCUGGAGUCCUUUAUGCUCAUGGCUACUCAACCAGAUGUUUUGAAGAUGCUGGAUAGUGACCAAAUUAUAGAUGGUGUUGCAGAGAAAAGUGAGCUGCUGCAGAAACUACUAAUUCAGUGAGGCCACCCUAUUUUUUCCAGAGGGGACUGACUUCUACAACCUUGCUCCCAAUGUGAAAAUCAACCACUUCAACCCAGCCUCCUCCUUUUAAAAGCAACACAUGGAUGAGCUCACUUAUAGACCCAAAAGGGUAGAGAGGGAAGUAUUGACAGGGCUUAUUGUUUAUAAGUAUGUUGCCCUGCCCUCUAGUGUUUUUUGUUGUUGUGUAUGUGUAUACAGUAUUGUAGCGAGCCCUGGGUUCAGAGGGAG